GCCCUGGCUCUCCUUCGUCCGGAUAAGAUCCAUCACUACCAGGGUAUUUCGCGUUCAGCGUCGGGCAUGGAGGCAGUGUCAACGAUUUCGAGGCCGCAUUGCGGUGAGUCGGCGCAGCCGAGGCGAUUGGAAAGCUCGUUUCUAGGGAAAUUUAGGUCGCCGGCGAUGGAUCGGGCGGCCAUAGCGAGCAGCGAGCGAUCUUUGCAAGUCUUGACGAUUGAAGCGUCUAAGAGGAAAGGGCCGAUGCGGAGGAUGCAGCAGCAGCAGCAGAUGCAGCAAAGAUCACUCCCGAAAGUCCCAGCGGCGGAGGACGACAAUCCGCGAUUCGUGAUCUUCAUUCGCAGUAAGAACGUUCCACUUUGGUACCCUUUAAACAUUGUCUCGGGAGGAAAUGCGGCAAAAUUCAUGGUGGGAGUCACUAAGAACGAGUGGGGAAAGAAGAUCUAUGGCAACAGCUUGACAAACAACAUCGGUGCCGCUGUUUACAAAGACGAGGAGAAGAUCAUUGCCUCGGUGGUGAAGACCUACCCCACGCUGAAAACAGCGAAGGAGUUCCAGUUUGGUUACAAGCUCGUGGACGAAGAGAAAGCCAACGAAGCUCUCCGGCCUGUGGAUGUCACUCUGAUUCCUCCCAAAGAGGAGCUCAAGCCCAUCACAGAGAAGGUCACCGACUUCGUGGGAAAGGGCAUGGACAACUUGAAGAGCUCCCUUGGCCUCUAAAAUUUUCAAACCGCCAGAAUAUUCUCACAAUCUCCCGCGAGUUUUUCAACGGCCUGGAUCUCUCUCGUCACGAGCGGCUGGGAUUUCGACCUAAUUAGGGUUUAGGGUUUAUGGCGGCUGGGAGAGGGCUUUAUAAGGAUGCGCGAGAACGAAGGGUUUUUGCGUGGACGGACUCACAAUCUAGAAGUGGAGCGGCUUGUUUUGGUGUCGUAAGGUCCACGGUGGGUCGCCACAGAUUGAUUCACUGCGCUUGUUGAUGAUCGCCCUCUCGGGGGUGGGAUUCCGAGCGGCAGCUAUCACAUAUUCCAUUGCCAUGGGGAGCGGCUAUGCCGCGAUUACCUCUUUGGACAGACCAUGUGAUAAACAUCCCCCAAACUACUCUUCCUCUC
This is a messenger RNA of Selaginella moellendorffii, 1109 nucleotides long. RefSeq names its product protein HHL1, chloroplastic. The coding region runs from base 67 to 720 and encodes 217 amino acids. The transcript is spliced from 6 exons. The record is from RefSeq and is a predicted model, not a curated record. NCBI's taxonomy places the organism in Eukaryota, Viridiplantae, Streptophyta, Lycopodiopsida, Selaginellales, Selaginellaceae.